Molecule: messenger RNA, 1650 nt
Organism: Hyaena hyaena (striped hyena)
Lineage: Eukaryota; Metazoa; Chordata; Mammalia; Carnivora; Hyaenidae
Product: L-lactate dehydrogenase C chain
Exons: 8
Coding region: 150-1148 (332 amino acids)
Biological process (GO): carboxylic acid metabolic process
Cellular component (GO): cytoplasm
Molecular function (GO): L-lactate dehydrogenase (NAD+) activity
Source: RefSeq, a predicted model, not a curated record
ACCAGAGUAACCGUCACAGGGCUGCGCGCUUCAGCUGUCGUUGAUGUUUUUCUUCUGAUGUUACUUUUUUUUUUUUUUUUAAUCUUCCUUAAAGGCGGUGCGUUGCGCUUUCUGGCUAAGUGGUACCAGGCAAAGCAUUUGUUCUCAAAAUGUCUACUGUCAAGGAGAAGCUUAUUGAGAAUCUAACUGGGGAAGAUAAGAUCCCCCAGACUAAGAUCACCAUUGUCGGAACUGGAGCUGUAGGCAUGGCUUCUGCUAUUUGCAUCUUAUUGAAGGAUUUGACUGAUGAACUUACCCUUGUUGAUGUUGCAGCAGACAAACUGAAGGGAGAAGCGAUGGAUCUUCAGCAUGGCAGUCUUUUCUUUAGUACUUCAAAGAUUACGUCAGGAAAAGAUUACAGUGUAUCUGCAAACUCCAAAUUAGUUAUUGUCACGGCAGGUGCACGGCAGCAGGAGGGAGAAAGUCGCCUUGCCCUGGUCCAACGUAAUGUGAACAUUAUGAAAUCAAUCAUUCCUACCAUAGUUCGUCAUAGUCCUGACUGUAAGAUACUUGUUGUUUCAAAUCCAGUGGAUAUUUUGACAUAUGUCGUCUGGAAGCUAAGCGGUUUACCUGCAACUCGUGUAAUUGGAAGUGGUUGUAAUCUAGACUCUGCCCGUUUCCGUUACCUGAUUGGAGAGAAGCUGGGGGUUCAUCCCACAAGUUGCCAUGGUUGGAUUAUUGGAGAACAUGGUGAUUCUAGUGUGCCCUUAUGGAGUGGGGUGAAUGUUGCUGGUGUUGCUCUGAAGACUCUAGACCCUAAGUUAGGAACUGAUUCAGACAAGGACCAGUGGAAAAAUAUCCAUAAACAAGUUGUUGGAAGUGCCUAUGAGAUUAUCAAGCUGAAAGGAUACACCUCUUGGGCUAUCGGACUGUCUGUGACAGAUCUAGCAGGAUCAAUUUUGAAAAAUCUUAGGAGAGUGCAUCCAGUUUCCAUGAUGGUUAAGGGCUUAUAUGGAAUAAAAGAAGAAAUCUUUCUCAGUAUCCCUUGUAUCUUGGGGCGAAAUGGUGUCUCAGAUAUUGUGAAAGUUAACUUGAAUUCUGAGGAGGAGGCCCUUUUAAAGAAGAGCGCAGACACACUUUGGAGUGUCCAAAAAGAUCUGGUAUUUUAAAGCCUCUUAAUGUUCCACUGUUUUAUAGAACAGAAGAUAUCAGACUGUAUAUUUUACAUUUUGAAAGUAUUUUCAUUUGAUUUGUAAUAAAUGAAAAAAAAAACAACAACAUUGGAGACCCAUGACAUAACGUCAGUCCCUCAAGGCUAGAAAAAGGAAAUGGUAAAGAUAUUUCUCCUCUUUAUCAAUCUCUUAAAAUUCUGUUCUAAUGAUACUCAGCCUAUACAAAUGCAAGUAAUAUUCCUGAAGUAUGUCAUAUAAGAGUUGACUUCAAGUUUAGAGAGUAUGUAUAAUAAUCCAUUAUAAUAUAAAACUUAUGAUUCUUUCCAUAAAACAACUAGCACUUUUUCUAGCAUUGAAAUUUCAUUCUUCCAUUAGGGAACAGGCAUAUUCACUUUACAAUGCAUCAUUAGCUUUGUGUGUCUAUGUGUGAUCUUCACCAGGUACUUAUUUGGGCCAUGUGUAACAGACGGAAACAGAAAUAAAACUUUUAUGGCAUUAA